AAUUACGCGGGAGAAAACUAAUCUUAUUCUAGCUCCUUGCAGAACGUUACCAAUUAAGUAUUAAUGAACAAUCGUUGAAGCGCAUAUCGAGGAUUUGUAUAUGCAAAUUUGUGAAAGAAAUUAUAUUGUUUUAUUAUCUACUGGAAGAUUCUAUUAAUUUACUUUCGCUUACCAACAAUUCGUCUACCAGUUUGAACAUUUUGUCGCUGAUGGCGCCAACGUAGAGGAACAGUAGAGUGGAACAAAUGAUUCUUGCCGCAUUUUAGACUACGUCUUACGAAGGUGACAACAAGAAUUUAUUGUUGAUCGGAGAUAUAUAAAUAAUCGUUAUAAAGUUGUUGUAACUGCUGUUGAAACGAUUGAUUUACAAAGGGAGAGGUGCCAUAACCUCCUUUAAUCGCAUAACCUCGUUCGACACAGUAAAUAUUGUUUAACACGACUUGGAAACAAAUGGCAAAUCGAGUGAACGUUUUGUUAACAUUCGUACGCCAUCGACACACGUCAAAGCAUUGGGCAAAAGAUGCUGCCAAGUACGGAUACAUCACCUAUUACAAACGUCACCCGGAUCAUGUCGAUCCACCGAUCACACCGUCAAAGGUUCUGAUGAUUCGCAGAACCUCAUCUUUCAAAGGCAAUCCUUGGUGGGAGAAAGGGAUCCUUACAAAAUUGAAACUGGAGGAGACCCGUGGUCCGAUAUUUGUGAAGAAUACUCCGGAAGUAUGCAGAAUGAUUUGGAAUAUAAAACAUUUAGUAGAAAUCUUUCCAGUGAAGACACCCGACCAGCUGACAAAAUUCGACGAAUCAACGGAAUAUCACGUGGACGAAUAUGGAAACGUUCACGUUGCCGGUAGAGUAAACGCUGAUCGUGAAAAAGCUACUGAAGAUUUCCAAUCAUCUGUGAAAAGAUUAGAGUACGAGAACAUGUCUGAAAAACUGAGACUCCAAUGGCUGAAGGGAACAGCCAUAUAACGCGAUGAAUCGUGAAGCGUACAAUGUACAUAAAAUCAAUGAGAUCCUCAUUUGUAUGAUUGGUGAGAGAAGAUAUAAAUAUAACCAUUGAACAAAUAAUAUACUUUAUUUGCAUGUUGA
Molecule: messenger RNA, 1089 nt
Organism: Nomia melanderi (Alkali bee)
Lineage: Eukaryota; Metazoa; Arthropoda; Insecta; Hymenoptera; Halictidae
Gene: mRpL30
Product: mitochondrial ribosomal protein L30
Biological process (GO): translation
Cellular component (GO): large ribosomal subunit; mitochondrion
Molecular function (GO): structural constituent of ribosome
Source: RefSeq, a predicted model, not a curated record